UCCUUUGUAUUUAUAAAGCAUUUUAAACAUAAUUCAGUAUCACUGAAUUAAAAUGGCAUAAAAUACUGUCAAAUAUUUGUUUAGCUUUCAUUUUACUGUUGGCACAGUUCCCAUUAACUAAAGUUUGAUGUCGCUUAUCGGUGUUACAAUCAGUUACUUAGUAUAUUUUGGUGUUCUUCAAUUCGAUUUGACCUCCACUUUAAAUUAAUUUAAACUUGCUAGCCACUAGCACAUGUUUCAAGUAUAAACUCUGCAAUUUGUUUUUCUAAUCUUAUUUGUUUUACAGGAUGCUGAAAAUAGGGGUUCAUCCGAAUACUAUCGGAGUAAUCACACCUUAUGAGGGACAACGUGCAUACUUAGCACAUUAUCUUCAUUAUUCUGGUUCCUUAAAUGCCAAAUUGUACCAAGAAAUCGAAAUCGCUAGCGUGGAUGCCUUCCAGGGGCGAGAAAAGGAUUAUAUCAUCUUGUCCUGUGUCCGAGCAAAUGAAAAUCAAGGUAUUGGUUUUCUCAAUGAUCCACGCCGUUUGAAUGUUGCUCUCACUCGUGCUCGUUACGGAUUAAUAGUAGUUGGAAAUCCAAAGGCUUUGUGCAAGCAACCACUUUGGAACCAGCUGCUACACUUUUAUCGUGAUCAGCAUUUACUCGUGGAGGGACCCUUAAACAAUCUAGGUGAAUACAUGUUACAGUUUCCUAGACCCAAAGUUCCGUACACUUUCAAACCUGGUGGGCAUUAUCUAGCACAGCUAUCCGCGAAUCCCGCAUUAUUAAAUAGCAGUCAGUUAAAUGGGCAAUUGAAUACACACCCCGGAAAUCAAUUUAAUUAUCUUUCUCACGUUUCAAAUCCGUCUCAACCAUGUUUUGAUAAUCCUAAUGGACCAACAGCCUUAGUAGCAGCUAUGGCGGCAGCGGCUGCUGCGGCUUACUUUGGAGGAUCUGGUUCAAAUACGCGCCCGAAUGUCUCAACCUUAGGAUUACAUGGGUCGUCAGCACUCAACCAACCUGGAGCAAGCCAUGCUGCAGCUUAUGCUGUUGCGGCUGCUGCAGCUGCCCAACAUCAAUCAAGUCAACCGUAUUCUAGUCAAACAAAUGGUAGUUCUCAUAGUAUGCAUCAACUAUUAAACCAGUCAUUAUUCGACCAGGUUGGGUAUAUAGGACCAAAUCGACAAUAUGCAGAAGCCAACGCUAGUUCAAAUCUUCCUAUGCCACUCAGCAUGUUGAUGCCUGCUGGUCGAAUAUCGAAUCCUACCAACGCAGCAAAUCCGUUUGCCUCUUCUGGUCAUUUUGGCAAUGGAAAAUAUGGCACCAACCUUGGGGCAGCUGCGCCACUUGGUAGAUCAAUGCAAGCUUUGGGUCCACUAAACGUGCAUCCCAACUACUCACAACUAAAUACGGGAAGUACAAGAGCACCCGGCGGUCCUCUUCCUGGAAAUAAUGUGGUUGGUUCUGCAGCUCCUCGGUAUCUUGGAAAUGCACGUCGAAAUGUACAAGCUAGUUCACAAAAUGCUUCGGUUGGCGCUUCGAAGUCACGUCAAAUUGAUGGGCCCAGUAGUCUGGCCAACAUUUCUGUGGAACGCGGUAAUACUAAUACUUCCAACUCAGGUGCUGGUCUACUUUCUCAGCCUGGUUUGUCAGAAUUUUCUGGAACUCAAGGCACAUCUGGUCUUAGUAACAUGGGUGUAUUCAGUAGUCAGUCGCGUAAUUCAGGACUUUCCGGUUUAUCUCAGGAGAGCACUUCGUUGGACUUUCGUCUUGGUCAGGGUGCCAGUCAAAUGGACAACUUGCUUCUUUCUCAAGAUUCUACAUUUCAAGGUGCAACUGUACCUGCGAGCAAAGUAAAUUCACAAAGGGGGUCAAAUUUGUUCGCUACCGGAAGCGAAGAUCACACCAACAUAAAUUUCGAUUCUGGUCUGGUUAAUGGUACCGAUUUAGAAAAUAUUGGUGUCUCUCAAAACGCAGUCAGCUGUGCGAGCAGUGGUGCACCGCUCUCGCAGUUUUAG
This is a messenger RNA of Schistosoma mattheei, 1997 nucleotides long. NCBI's taxonomy places the organism in Eukaryota, Metazoa, Platyhelminthes, Trematoda, Strigeidida, Schistosomatidae. The record is from the annotation of a GenBank genome assembly.